Cataglyphis hispanica is the source of this 2019-nucleotide messenger RNA. RefSeq names its product facilitated trehalose transporter Tret1-like. Gene Ontology annotation, cellular component: membrane. The record is from RefSeq and is a predicted model, not a curated record. Gene Ontology annotation, biological process: transmembrane transport. Gene Ontology annotation, molecular function: transmembrane transporter activity. Bases 599 to 1984 code for a protein of 461 amino acids. The transcript has 9 exons. Lineage: Eukaryota; Metazoa; Arthropoda; Insecta; Hymenoptera; Formicidae.
AAAAAAAAUACGGUGAAGGCCACCACAGUGUGCUAUAUAACGGGAGGAGGGGGAACUACUAGUAGUGAAAUCUAAUUGUAGAACUCUCCCCUUAUAAUAUAUAACAAGUUUCAAUUUGUUCGGUUCGGUUAGUCAGUAUUGAGUUACAGUUGUGUAAAGACUGGUUUUUUUUUACGUUUUUUGUAAAUAUGGACUACGAACACAUGUUAACAUGGAUAAAAAAAUUACUAUGUGCGCCCAAAUUCAUACUCACAUUUCGCACCGUGCAACUUUUGGUUCUUCUUUUUAAGAAAAUGACGAGCCACAAGAGGGCCACUCUAUCCUCCGGAGAGUGGAACGUGGAAUAUCAGCGACGAGGAACAUACCGCUGAAAAAGGAACGCGAGAGGAGUCGACGUACGAAUAAAUUUUCCACUUGCUGCGCGCCGAGUUACGGUAUCCUUGCGUGAAGAGAGACGAAAGAAAAUCACGACUCAUCUUUUUACUUUCUCUCUGAGUUGCAAAUGCAUGGAGGUCAAAGGGCACGACUUUUCUAUUGUCAUUAUUUUACGGAAGAUGAUCCGAAAAGGAACUGAAAGGAAUUGUCUGACACAUGCGUUAUGCUUUUGAUGCAUAAGAAAGAAGAGGUCCUUCUAGAUCUAUUCACCUCGUCUCUUGGCGGUUUCGCUCUCGGUGUUACGCUCGGUUGGAAUUCUAGCACAGGAGAGGUCCUUCGAAAUAUCUUGAACGCUGGCAGUACCGAGAUUGGCCUUAUCGGUAGUAUCUUGAAUGCCGGUGCAUGCAUCGGUGUAAUGUCCGUGCCUUUCUUCAUAAAGUAUCUCAGCCGUACGACAAUCAUAUUCUUGACCAUACCAGGAUUUAUCGUCGGAUGGACGUUUAUCUGCUCCGCCGGCCAGAAAAUUUUACUUCUCAUAAUUGGUCGAUUUAUAUGUGGUAUGAGCGGUGGAGUAUUCUGCAUUCUGACUCCGAUUUAUAUCGCGGAAAUCGCAGAUAAAGAUUUGCGAGAACAACUUCUUAUGUAUUUUCACCUCUUGAUCAAUUGCGGAAUUAUGUAUGCUUUUGUGAUCGCCCAUAUCUUAGAUGAGCAGGAUGCUAUAUGGAGAUAUAGCUUAAUCUGCGCUGUGCCAUGCCUUGCGAUUGCAUUAAUAAAUCUAGUACCUGAGAGUCCUCUUUAUUAUCUCGCGAAGAACAACGAAAUUAAGGCCAAAGAUUGUCUAAAAUGGUAUCGUGGCGAAGCUUGUGAAGAUAAUAUCGAAAUGGAAGAAUUAAAAUAUCUCGCUGUUGCAUGCCGUUCAAAAAUGAGCACAAUGAGUAUUUUAAAAAAUCGACAUAUUAUAAGUUCCUUCUGCACGUGUUUCUUCGCAUUCUUGGCUCAACAAUUGAGCGGCGUUAAUACUAUAAUCUUUUACGCAUUGACAUUUUUCAAUAUCGGCGGAUCGGGCAAUAUAACUGCAAGCGAACAGACCAUCGUUAUUAGUAGCAUACAAAUAUUAUCUUGCUUCCUAGCUAUGAGCCUGAUAAACAUGGUCGGACGUCGUAUAUUACUAAUUGUAUCCGCAUCGCUUAUGGGAUUGUUCUUGAUGCUGUUAGGAUGGUUUUAUGAAUUGAGGGACUAUGAUCCAGAGUAUGACGAUAUCUACUUCUGGAUGCCACCAACUUGGAUAGCUCUUUUUUUCGCUGCUUUUAAUAUCGGUAUCGGGCCGAUAUCGUGGGCGCUGCUAGGCGAUAUCUUUCCGAUGCAAAUAAGGGAGACCGCCGUUGCAUGCGCAGCCACUUUUAACUGGUUGCUAUGUUUAAUAGCAACGAUGAGCUUUGGAGAAAUGGUGGUUGCUCUUGGUGUUACAAAGUCUAUGUGGCUCUUUGCUGGCUUUUGCUGGCUAGCCGGAAUCCUUUGCGCGUUUUUUGUAAAAGAUACUCGCGGUCACAGUUUGGCUAAAAUACAAAAGAGCUUUGGCAUCGACAAUAGGCAAGAAGAAACAACAUAGUGAAGAGCGAACCUGAAAUGUCGGAUGAAAUACAG